AAAGAAAAAAAGAAAAAGAGAAAAAAAAUAACACUUCUUCUCUCUCACACUUCAUAUACAUAUAUAUGUAUAUAUAUAUAUAUUCUCUCUAUAAAUGCAGAUCUCGCCAUUUCUCUAUCUCUUCCUUGUUUCAUUUCACACUUGCAUCCAUUAGCGAAGAACCCACAAAGAAAGAAACAAAGAAAGGAAACGAAGGAAAAGGAAAGGAAAAGGGAGAGAAAAUCUAAGAUACAUAUAUAUAAGAAAUGGGUUCGAUUCCACCUGAGCUCAGCUUGGAUUUUAGGCCAACUUAUGUGCCCAAAACGAUCAGUGAUUUUCUCAAGGAGGUUUCGAUGAUCGGAGACGUUUCGGAAAAGGUUUCGAAACUUGAUGGUUUUGUCAAGGGAUUGGAAGAGGAAAUGAGGAAGAUCGAUGCGUUUAAACGCGAGCUUCCCCUUUGCAUGCUCCUCCUAAAUGAUGCAAUUCUAUUUUUGAAGACAGAGUCAAUGCAAUGUACAACAUCAAAUAAUAGACCAGUUUUAGAAGAAUUCAUUCCAUUGAAGAAGAGUGAUGAGGAGGAGGAGGAGGAAGAAGAAGAAAGUCCAAUCAAAAAGGAAAAAGACUAUAAAGAUAAGAAAAAUUGGAUGAGCUCUGUUCAGUUAUGGAACAGUAAUGAACAUUCCUCUACUGACUACAUCUUUGAUCCAAAACAAAAUCUCAAACUAGAAUAUAAGUCAACAAAGAAAGGAAAUCAGUAUGCAAAUGAGGACACAUUCCAAGCAUGUAAAAGCAGAAAUGCAGCAAGAGCAUUUAUGCCAUUUAAGACCUACACUGGUUUGUCAAGAAAGGAAGACAGUAAUAAGAAUCAUAAUCAGAAUAGUGAGGAAUUGCCGAUUCCUGGUCUUUCUCUUUUAACUCCUGGAAUCAAGAACUUGAGGGAAGAAUCUGUCUCUACAGGUUCAAGAACCAGUUGUAGUAGAGCAGUUUCUUCUUCUGCCCCUAAUCCUCAAUUAAAUUUACGAAAUGGACUACAGCCAUCUCAGCAACAAACUGCUAGGAAGCAGAGAAGGUGUUGGUCCCCAGAGUUGCAUCGCCGGUUUGUCAAUGCUUUACAGCAACUUGGAGGCUCUCAAGCUGCCACUCCAAAGCAGAUUAGAGAACUAAUGCAAGUUGAUGGCUUGACAAAUGAUGAAGUGAAGAGUCAUUUACAAAAAUACAGACUACAUACACGAAGAAUGCCAACAGCUACAGCUGCCCCUGCAAACCAAUCUUUAGUUGUUUUGGGGGGUUUAUGGGUGUCCCAAGAUCAAUAUGGCGACUCAUCAAAGGCUACCAGUUCGCAGUCUGGAUCUCCUCAGGGUCCCCUCCAGUUGGCAGGAAACACUGGAGGAACCUCUACUACAGGAGGUGAUAGCAUGGAAGACGACGAGGAUGCCAAAUCUGAAGGCUAUAGCUGGAAGAGUCAUAUUCACAGAUCAGGAAAAGAUGAUGUAUAGAAGAGUGUAUCUAUUCACCAAGAAUUUUGCAGAUAAAACUAUACAUGGGAGGAUUAUAUGAGUUAAAAAGGAAAAGAAAAAUAAUACUAAAAGUUUUUAUAUAAUGGAGAGGGAUAUUGAGAGUGGAGAGGCUGUGAAAUUUUGCAGGAUUAGCUUCCAUCUGUCUUGAAAUUGAGUUUUUGUAUUAUCUCGGAAUUGAUAUAAGCAUUCUAACGUCCAUCUUUGCAUGGAACGAUACAAAGAAGUACUUAUUCUCAGCCCUUGAAGCUUUUUCCAGUGUCAUUAAUUAUUAGAACUCCUGUUUGCUAAA
Molecule: messenger RNA, 1785 nt
Organism: Jatropha curcas
Lineage: Eukaryota; Viridiplantae; Streptophyta; Magnoliopsida; Malpighiales; Euphorbiaceae
Product: transcription factor HHO6
Biological process (GO): regulation of DNA-templated transcription
Molecular function (GO): DNA binding; DNA-binding transcription factor activity
Source: RefSeq, a predicted model, not a curated record